CUAGAUUGUCUCAAGGCCUCUCAAUUGACUACCUAUCCAGCUUUUAAACCCUUUCGCGUUCCCGCACGAGGCGCGUGGAUACUGUGUUUCGGUCUCCUGUAGACAAGCGAGAAGGAUGCACUGGAAUUGAAGCCGAACCCAGGACCUUGAGACAACGACCACGACCACGUUCCACGAGAGCGCCCUUUCUCCCUCCUUCGAAUUGCAACAACCAAAUCUUAUACUUGGCUUAACGGGACGCUACACUGCUCUGAACCAAAUGAAGACUUGCGGCAGCGUAACGGCGUGAUGGGAACCUUCGGCGACCUGUCGCCAGGAGGAAGUGUAGCUAUUGGCAUUUUGGUCGGCUUGAUCUCCACGUCCGUUCAGAGCUUGGGCUUGACCCUCCAACGCAAGUCACAUAUCUUAGAAGACGAGAAAGGACCCCACGAUGUGCGGCGGCCACCCCAUAGACGGCGGAGAUGGCAGGUCGGAAUGGCAAUGUUCAUUAUUUCUAACCUGGUGGGGAGCACAAUCCAGAUAACGACCCUCCCAUUGCCGGUCCUCUCGACGCUACAAGCUUCGGGACUGGUCUUCAAUUCAAUAUGCGCCUCAUUGAUUCUGGGGGAGCCUUUCACACGCGGGUCAUUGGGCGGUACAUUACUGGUUGCGAUCGGUGCCGUCCUGAUUGCAAUAUUUGGGGCAAUUCCUGAACCGGCCCAUAGCCUGGAUCAGCUGCUGAAGUUACUUGCACGGCGGGGCUUCAUUCUUUGGAUGGUAAUGCAGGCAUUAUUGGUGGCUAUAAUCAUUGGGGUGGCAGGAUUUCUUGCCCGGGUUCCCAGCAUAUCCUCCAGUCCCCGGAUCCGGCUCCUCCGUGGACUCUCAUACGGCUGCCUCAGUGGGAUCCUCUCGGCGCACUCCCUGCUCGUAGCCAAGUCGGCGGUCGAGCUCCUGGUGCGUACCAUCGUGGAUAGGAUCAAUCAGUUCAACAGAUGGCAAUCAUGGGCCAUCCUCCUGGGCCUCGUCUCUCUGGCCCUCACGCAACUCUUCUACCUCAAUCGAGGCCUCAAACUAGUGUCGACCAGCGUUCUAUACCCUCUCAUUUUCUGCAUCUAUAACAUAAUCGCCAUCCUCGAUGGGUUAAUAUACUUCAAACAGACAGAUCGGCUCUCGGCUCUCCACGCCUCCCUAAUUGCCGUCGGGACCGUCAUCCUCCUCUCCGGCGUCCUGGCCCUGUCAUGGCGGCUCUCGGACGAGGCCCAGCCAACGGUGCCGCAGGGCGCCCUCACCCCGGCCCUCGGCUUCAUCGAGGACACUGACACGGAAGAGUACUCUGAUUCCAUGGCAGCCGACGAAGAAGCCUCCAUCAGCGCCGAGCACCAGGCGCUCCUCAACGGCGAGGCCAUGACGCCGACGGCCAAGCAGGACGCCGUCCUCGGCGCCACGCGCAACGUGCGCAAAUCCGUGCGGCUCACCGAAGCCGACGAGAUCUGGGGCGAGCUCCAAGACGACGACGCGCAGUCGUCACCGGGCCGCGCGCGCAGCAUCAUGACCAUGUUCGCCGAGUCUCCUCUCGUGCAUCCCCAAGAUGACGACGAGGACGCCGCCGCCGCCGCUGCCGCCCCGCCAGAUGAGCAUACCUCCCUGUUACGCGCGGGCGGGCGCAGGCGCUCGACGGGCUUCGCGGCGAGGCCGAGGAGGAGGAAGAACUCGCGCGGCAGGAACCAGGACGCGGUCGGGGGCCUGUGGAAGAUGCGCUGGUGGGAGCGCAAGAGCCGCAGUCGGAGCGGGAGCGGGAGCGGCAAGGGACCUCCUCCUGGUGGUGCGGGGGGCGGAGGACCAUCAUCUAGGAUGGAUUGAAAUUAUAAGCCCAAGCAAGCAAGCCAUGGAAAAUCAAACAAACCAGAACCAAAACACAAGAGUCGAGUUCGUUCACAGGGAUGUGUAGGGAGGGGAGGUGCUGUCCUGUAUCAUAUAUCAUAACCCCCCCC
Messenger RNA from Amorphotheca resinae ATCC 22711, 1970 nucleotides. RefSeq lists its product as hypothetical. The record is from RefSeq and is a predicted model, not a curated record. Gene Ontology annotation, molecular function: magnesium ion transmembrane transporter activity. Gene Ontology annotation, biological process: magnesium ion transport. Lineage: Eukaryota; Fungi; Ascomycota; Leotiomycetes; Helotiales; Amorphothecaceae. Bases 289 to 1839 code for a protein of 516 amino acids. The transcript is spliced from 2 exons. Gene Ontology annotation, cellular component: membrane.